UGACGUCAGGGUUGUGGUGGAAACGGCUGGUGUACGCGAGUUGGAUGAUGAUGAUGGCACUGGUACUGGUCAAGAGUUACGCCGGCAACCUCAUGUCCGCUUUGGCUGUGAGACACAUUGAGCAGCCUUAUCAAACUCUCCGGGACUUGUUGGACGAUCCAUCCCCAACUAUGAUAUGGCCCUAUAAUUCCAAGAAUGUCCAGUAUUUCAAAUCAGUGAAGUCUGGGAUAUACCAAGAGGUGGCCGAGAUGGAGUCAAGGGGACGCAUCAAGUACCAAGCUGUGAACCAGUUCUUCCACAGCAUCGACAUCCUUGUCAGGCGCGGUGACCAUGUCCUCAUAGCUGUCGAGAUCGUCAUCGACAUGCUCAUUAGCCGAGACGUCUCCCAAACAGGUCGUUGUGACUUCUACAUGUCGAGAGAGAGGCUGCUGCCUUCCAUCUUAGCUCCUAUAGGCCAGAAGAACAGACUUCUGGUUCCUGCAAUAAGUAAAAUGUACUCACAAUAUAAGCCACAUAAACUCGGCGGCUUUGAAAUUCCUGAGAAGCAACUUCGCUGGGUGUAUGCCCUCCCCCACCCGAUCUCCAGAAAUCCACAAAUCUGUUUUGAACAAUGA
Molecule: messenger RNA, 614 nt
Organism: Homarus americanus (American lobster)
Lineage: Eukaryota; Metazoa; Arthropoda; Malacostraca; Decapoda; Nephropidae
Exons: 5
Coding region: 45-614 (189 amino acids)
Source: RefSeq, a predicted model, not a curated record